This is a messenger RNA of Hippoglossus stenolepis (Pacific halibut), 2661 nucleotides long. It is a transcript of the gene prdm8b, whose product is annotated as PR domain containing 8b. The record is from RefSeq and is a predicted model, not a curated record. The transcript has 4 exons. Gene Ontology annotation, cellular component: nucleus. Gene Ontology annotation, molecular function: protein binding. The coding region runs from base 422 to 2119 and encodes 565 amino acids. Gene Ontology annotation, biological process: regulation of DNA-templated transcription. Lineage: Eukaryota; Metazoa; Chordata; Actinopteri; Pleuronectiformes; Pleuronectidae.
GUGUGUGUCGGUGUGCCAGUCAGCCAGAGCGCCGGGCCCCAUCUGCACGCCUCCUUCUCUCUCUCUCCGUCUCCCUCUGCCCCUGAAGCUCUCUCUACCCCGCUCGCUCACUGCCAGUGUCGGCGAGUCUCUGCAGCGGCAGCACUGCCACUCGCACCGAGGGGGGGAAUGUUCUGACACCACGGACCAGACCGGGAGCGCACCACCACCAUCUCCAUCAUCACCACCUCCUCCUCCACCAGCCGCCGCCGCCGCCGCCGCCGCAUCCCGCUGCUCGUUCUCGGGGCUUCUUCUUCUUCUUCUUUUUGGGGGGGUUGUUGCGUGUUUCCAGGAUCGAGGACCGCAGCCGGGUUUGGAUUCGCAGCAUCGCGCCCAGUUCAUUUGUGGAUUAUUGUUCAUCGACGGAAAUCAAAAGGGUGUCAUGGAGGAGUCCAGCUCUCAGAAGUUGGUGUGGGACGGGGACGCCAAGGCGGUGCAGCAGUGUCUCACCGACAUCUUCACCAGCGUCUUCACGACGUGCGACAUCCCAGAAAACGCCAUCUUCGGGCCUUGCGUGCUGAGCCACACGUCGCUGUACGACAGCAUCGCCUUCAUUGCGCUGAAGUCCACCGACAAGCGCACAGCACCUUACAUCUUCAGGGUGGACACCUCAGCGGCCAACAGCACCUCCGAGGGCUUGAUGUGGCUGCGGCUGGUCCAGUCGGCCCGGGACAAGGAGGAGCAGAACCUGGAGGCCUACGUGAAGAACGGCCAGCUCUUCUACCGCUCCCUCCGCCGGAUCGAGAAGGACGAGGAGCUGCUGGUGUGGUACGGCAAGGACCUCAUCGACCUGCUGCUGCUCAGCUCCAGCAGAGCGCCGGCCAAGAGCAAAGGUUCGUCCCACUACUCGUGUCCGGACUGCAGCCAGCGCUUCCAGUUCGAGUUUCCCUUCUUGGCCCAUCUCCGGUUCCGCUGCACCAAGAGACUGCAGAGCAUCACGGGCGCCGACGAGGAGCCCAGCAAGGAGCGGAGCACCGAGCGACCCAACACAACCCCGACCAGGUCCAGCCCGAAGCUGGGUCGCUCUGAGGGCUUCAGCAGCCCCCAGGACACCAGCAAACCCUCCACAGACUUUCACAACCUGGCCAGGGAUCUAGAGAACAACCGGACCAGCCCUCCGAGCGACAAGGAGGCCGAGAUCUGCAGCGAGAGUUCGGGGAAGAGGAAGUUCUCGGAAAUAGAGGAGUGCCGAGCGCCCAGCCUUACACAGACCAAAUCUAAAGACGAGCUUGCGACGUCUGCACAGAAUUACAGAGGCGUGUACGGCCUGGAGGAUAACCGCAGGCCCUUCUCCCCACCGGGCUCCACAGGAAGUGGGGAGGUCAAACGCAGCGCCUUCACCGAGGUCAAGAAGAACGCCAAACAUCACAGCGGCAGCAAAAACCUCCAGACCUCCAACUCUGAAAACAAAGAUGGCGGUCGUCCCAGCAGCAACCCGUCGGAGAAGCACCUCAACAUCCGGCAGGUGCUGUCGGAGACCCAGCCGGCCCAGACCUCGCCCAUGGGCAGCGCCUUCACCUCCGUCAGCCAGCAGGGAGGCGGCAGCGGUGGCGAGAGGAAGAGCGCCUUCAGUCAGCCAUCGCGUUCCUCCUUCUCCCAGAUCUCGCCACUGGUGAUGCCGCCCAAGCUGCUGGACUGCCACCCAGCGGUGGGCGACACCAUCUCCUCCUCCAGACUCUACCAGGCCGACCACCUUGCUGCCAAGCUGCAGGGGGCAGAGCUGGGCGCCAACUGCCCCGUGCCGGGCGGCAUGGCCAAGCAGAACCCGUUUGUCUACACCACCGCCUUCUGGCCCAAAAGCUCCGGACCUAUCCAGAUUCAAAUGCCCUCGGCGCUCACCCUCCUGCCGCCCUCCUUCACCUCCCUCUGCCUGCCGGCGCAGAACUGGUGCGCCAAGUGCAACGCCUCCUUCCGCAUGACCUCGGACUUGGUUUACCACAUGAGGUCCCACCACAAAAAGGAGUUCGCCAUGGAGCCUCUCGUCAAGCGGCGGCGCGAGGAGAAACUCAAGUGCCCGAUUUGCAACGAGUCCUUCCGGGAGCGUCAUCACCUGUCACGUCACAUGACCUCCCACAACUGACUUUUAAAAGAAGGGAGGGACUUGAACACAUGAGGGAGAGAGACUGGAUUUAAGCACUGCAACGGGAGAUCGGCCACAUCAAAGUACAAAAGCACCCCUUGCACUCGUUUUCACUUUGGACUUUAAUCUUCCGAUUCCUUUCCGGUCUGUUUACUUCUUCUCCCCUGUACAAAGUGUCAUGUUUUUGGGUGUAUGCAAUUGCGUUUUGACUUCAAGAAUUUAUCUAUUUAUGAAGCACUGAAAAGUUUGAAAAUAAGGGAAAGAUUUAAAUAUGUGUAAAUGUACAGUAAGUUGUAUUUUAUAUCAUAUAAACGCGAAAAACAUAGAGAAGAAAUACAAGUGUAGUCACACGUCACGGUUUACAGCGCCGCAAGUUUUUCCAUGUCUACGGUAAAUAUGGACACAAAUUGGGGAUAUUAUGUCUAUAGACUAUAUUUCAGAGUGCAUGUAAUAUGAAAUGAUAUUGAUUUAAGAUGCAGUCUAUACAUUACAAUGUAAAUAAUCGGUUUUAUUUGAAAUACAAAGUGUAAUAUUUUGUGUCA